GCCACCUCUUCCGCGAUGUCAAAGUCGAAGAAGACCAAGGACAGCUCGCUGAAGGGCUCAAGCAGCAUCAGCAAGACCCAGGCAAGCAGCCUGGCUCUGCUGAUCUCCAAGAUGCAAUCGGACUCCGACCAGGUGGAGAAAGACAUCCUGAAGUCAGAAGAGAUGCUGGCUGUGGAUGCUGAAAAUGAAAAGAAAGACCUUCCAUUUAAACAUCAAAAUGAGAUAUCGACCAAACUGAGCGAGGCAGAGAACCUGCUGAAGGAUCUGUUCCUGGACGUCGAUAAAGCCAAGAAGCUCAAACACCCUCAAGCCAGAGAGAUUGAAAAUGAUAUCAGCCACCUUCAUGAGCGGUGGCUGAAGGACUGCAGCUUCUACAGAGACAUCUAUGACCAGAUUGACGACGUGUCACUGAUGCCCAGAAUUAACUGGGGGCCCAUUUUGAUUCAGAAGCAAAAGGAGCUGAAUGGAGAGGAGUACGGCCCCAACAUGGCCGACCUGGAGAAGCAGAUUGCUGCUCACAGCAUCCUGCAUAAAGAGAUCAAAGCUUACAGCUCCCAGCUUUGUGUCAGCUCUGCAGGCAGCGAGGAGAAAUAUGCUGUCUUUAAGAAACAACAUAACAACCUGCUGGACGACUCCAAGUGGCGGCACCACUACCUGAACAGUCUCUACGAGUACAUGCAGGGCUGCUGCAGGCUGCUGAACUUCCUGAGAGACGAACAGGAAAAGAUCAAGAAGCAGGACUGGAGCGAUCAAAUGCUGCAUCCUCCUGACAUCCGCAGGCACUAUGAGAACUUCAAGAACAACGGUCUUUUGUUCCAUGAGAGUGAAGUGAACAGACUCCAGGAUGAAGGAGAAAGGCUCGUCGAACUGAACCACCCGGCCAGCGAAACAAUACAGGCCCAAAUAGAAACGGUGCGAAACGAAUGGCAGAAGUUCCUGAAUCUCUGCAUUUGUCAGGAAACACAUCUGGAAAAUGUGGAUGAAUUUAAAAAGUUUCAAAUGGACGCUGAGCAGCUGUCAGAGACACUGACUGAACUCAGCACCACUUUGGCCCCAGAGUCUGUCAGGCAGAAGAGUAAUUCAAAGACACUUCUGCAGAUGGAGGCAGAGGAGAAGACGGUGCAGAACUGUGAGCAGCUGCUGACCGUCCUGAGGAGACGAAGUUCGACCAUCUCUCCUCUGAAGCUGCGUCGCGUUUCCUCCAACACUCCCAUCACAGUGAAGUCGCUGUGUGACUGGAAGACUGACCAGGCUUCUCUGUCCAGAGGGGAAACGUUCACCCUGAAAUCCCUCUCUGACAACGAGAACUGGGACGUAAUCUCAGCUGAUGGAGAAACCGAAACUUUCCCAGGAGUUUGCUUUCUAAUCUCACCUCCUGACCCAGACGCCAUUGAUAAAGUUGACUCUUUGGCGAGUGAGUUGGCAGAAAUCAAGAAAAAGAGAGCGGCUCUGGCAGCGUCCCUGAAGAACCCCAGAUCAGAUGUCUCUAUCGCUCAGCAGUCAGCUCCAGUUUCUUCAGCUCCAGCAGACCCCAAACUGGCCGCUGUGGCUCAGCGGCUGGACCAGCUGGACUCUGACCUGGCCAACACGGAGCAGGGCAUGCUGAGCCGUCUGCGAACCCCGGUGAGCCGCACCGACCCGACCGGAGAUCUGGCCAAGAAGCUGAGAGAGCAGGAGCAAGUUGCCGAGGCACUGAAGGUUCUGGAGCAGCAGAUCCAGACCGCAGAGGCCGACCUGCAGCCUUUCCUCUCUGCUGAGUCCAGCAGCUUCUUGCCUGGACUGCCGCUCAGACUGAGUGCUGCUAGAAGCAAGCAUGAUAGCUUAGCCGCUCUGGCGGAUCUCUACAGUAAAAAAGCGAAUGCGUCUCUCAGCCUGGAGAGUCAAAUUCAGAAGGUGGACGAUCUUGUUUAUGGCCUUGAGAGAAACCUCAGUGAAGACUGUCAAAUUCCUGACAUACCAAAUGCAAUUCAAACUCACACUGAAGACAUUCAGCGCCAGCAGCAAUCAGUAGCAGGGAUCCAGGAUGACAUGACGAAACUGAAUCAGGACUUGGAGGCGACUGAGGAGUUGUGCAGCUCCCUGCAGAAAGACCACCAGGAGUACUGCCCUGACAUCCAGCGCCAGAGGAAUGAUGUCAAACAGCUGCAGAGUCGCUACACAAAUGUUGCCAACCAGCUGAAGGAAAGAGAAAACCUUUUGCAAGAGGCUUCGUCAGCGUACCAGGAGUUCCAGAACCUGUGCAAAUAUCUCAACUCUUUCUUGGACAUCCUGCCAACAAAUCAGAUAAAUAUCAACGAUGGACUGUCGCAGGUGACUGCUAAGCAGAUCUCCCAACAGAGAGUGAUGAAGGAUCUAAAGCAGAAGGAGGACGACAUGGACGUAGUGGUUGACCACUCCCAAGAUCUGCAGUGCAUACUCAGUGAUUAUGAGACAAAUGCUAAUAAAUACAACGGUACACUUGAAGAUGUCGGGAUGACUCUUCCAAAGACGACCCAAAGCCUGACAUUCAGUGAUGCUAUUCAGAGAGAGGAAAAAAAUUUGAUAAAUCGCUACGCAGAAGCAACAGCAGAAAACGCUCAGCGUCAGAAACAGAUCGAUUUGGCUAGGAAUCUCAUUUUUCAAAAUGAAGAAAAGGUUCAGAUGGUGGCACAGCAACAGACGGAGCUUGAAAACCAACAAAAGAGUAGCUCUGAAUUAGAUGGCUUGCUUGGGGAAUUAGCGGACGAGAAUGAACUUACAGCUCAAGCAGAGACCAAACUAAAUACCUUCAAAAACAGGAUUAAGAAUCACCGCGGUGUGGAUCAUGUGGAGGACAACGAUGCAGUGUGGUUCCACCAGGAUCCUACACUAGUAGGUGAUCUGUCUGACCGUAGGAGCAAACUGAACACUGAAGUCCUGGAACGGAGCUCCACCCAUUCAGAGUUUGAGACAGUAAACGAGAGAAUCGGCACCAUUAAACACACAUACCCCAGAAUGGUGACUAGAGAGGUGAUUGAGUUUAAAAGAGAUCCUCAACUGGAAGAAGAGGCUGCCAACAUGCGAAAUGAGAUCGCAAGGACAAGACAUGAAAUCCAAAUGAAGGAACGAGACCAAGCCCAAAUGAAGAAAGAAAUCGCAAUUCUCCAGCAUAUUCAACCGCCGCUGAAAGAGAGAGAGGAUAAGAAGGAAGCAGGUAAAUCAGAACAAGAUCUAGAGAUUUUGAAAGCAUUUAAAACAUUUGAGACUGAAAUUUCUGAUGAGAAAAACAAAUGCAGGAUCCUCAAUGAUGAAAUCUUCCAGACAAGAAAUCAGAUUAAUACCCUUGAGAAGCUGAUUCCCAACAUCCAGUCUAAAGACAUCGCUAGAAAGGUGGAAAAGAUUGAACAAAACCCUGAACUUAUCGCAGAAUUCAACAAGCUCCAAACGAGCAUGGAGGAAGAGAGAUCUGAAAACAGCCAUUUGUCUCAAGAAGUGAUGGAGCUGCAGAAGCGCUACAGAGAAGUUCAAGCCCAGAGGCCAAGUUUUGAGGUGAAAGAAGUUGUAAAUGAGAUCUACCUAAUAGACCCAAAUACAGAGAUGGAAAUUGAGCACCUCCGCAAAGAAAUACAGGAAAUAAAUAUGCAGAAUACUGAUUUAGAAAAGGUGAUUAUGCAGGUCACCUCUGACAUGAAUGCCCUUCGUUCAGAGAAACCCAAAGUAGAAUUCAAAGAAGUUCUCCAAGAGGUGGUGAAAGAAGAAAGAAGCCCUGAAAACGGGCGAGAGAUCCAGAGGUUAAAUGAUCAGGUGAACCAUCUGAACAGCCAGUGUACCUCUCUUGAAGACCAGGUUAGACAGUUGCGAAAAGAAAGAGAUGAAAGGAAGGCAGAAAAGUCAAAGAUAGAGACCCAGUUUGUCUCCAGGGACUUAAUUAAAUAUGAGUCUGAUCCACUACUGGAGAAGGAAGCUGAUCGUUUGCGCAGGAGUGUGCGGGAAGAAGCACAGUUGAGGCGAAAUAUUGAGGAGAUGGUUUUUGACCUCCAACACAAAUACCUUCUUUUGGAAAGACAGAAACCAGAACAGAAACUGAUUGUCCAGGAGGUUGUACACCUUCAGAAGGACCCAAGGCAAACACUGGAACAUGACAGACUCAGUAGGAGGCUUGAUGAAGUCGUAACGAGUCGCCGUCAGAUGAAUCUGGAGUUACAGCAACUAAGAACAAAGUUGGAAGACAAGGAGCGCAUCAUAAGAGAGAGUGAUGAGCACCAAAAAAGGAUCCAAGCUGAAUCUGAACUUAGAGAGAUCCGACUACGUAUCACACAAUUGGAAAAUGCCCCACCUCCUGUUGAGGAGAGCAUAGUAGUUGAGGAAGUGCUGAAGGUUGAAAGAGAUCCAAAACUGGAAAGGAUGACAAAUGAUUUGCAGUUUGACAUGGACAAGGAAACCAAUGAUAUCCUACGUAUCCAGAGGGAAAUCCGCAAUGUCAAAUUAAAGCUUGAGAUUCUGCAGAAAGAGAAGUCAGGUGAAAAGACAGUGUAUAAGGAGGUUGUUCGUGUGGAGAAAGAUCAGGCUGUUGAAGCUGAGCGACGCCGUCUGAGGGAGCAGGUGUCUCAGAACAAAUUUGCUAGACAAGACUUGGAGGAUGAAAUCAGGCGUCUCUAUGACAAAAUUAGCAUUUUGAGGAGCACCAAAUCUAACAAUUCAAGAGAAGAGACAAAUCUUAGUUUCAACAAAGAUACUCUAGUAAGGGAAAACGACAACCUCACCCAAGAACUCAGAACUCUUGAAGCAAAGAAACACAACAUUCAUCUCUCUUUCCAGCAGCGAAGUCGAUUGAUGACUGAAAGAACACAGAUGAACAGGCAGAAGAGCGUUAAGAUGGAGUCAGAUGUCCAGCGACUGGAGAGACAGAUCUUGGACGAGAAAGAUAAGAUUCAUGAACGAGACAGCACAAUUCGUGAGAUUCUGAUGUACCUGCAGAAAGAGGAACAGGCAGAGACAAGGACCAAAGAAACCAAUGUCUCGACCAAAGUCACCAUUUUGGAUCCAGAUACUGGUAAAGACAUGUCUCCUUAUGAUGCCUACCUUGGGGGCCUCAUUGAUCGCCAGCAGUACAUUGAUCUGCAGGAACUAGAAUGUGACUGGGAAGAGAUAACGUCCAAGGGUCCUGAUGGAGAAACAUCUGUGCUGCUGGAUCGCAAGAGUGGAAAGCAGUACUCUAUCAAAGACGCUAUCAAGGAAGGAAGGCUAACAAAAGAUGAUCUGCAACAAUACAAACAAGGCAAACUUCCUAUCUCAGAAUUUGCCCUUCUUGUUGCAGGUGACAAAACCAAGCAACCCAAAUUCACCUCAGUCACCCAAACACCAAAUUCAUCUGCGAAAUCUCCAUCAUUAGACCUUACCACUGCUACGGAAACACAGCCAAUUGCUGGAAUAAUGGAUACAUAUACAGACACCUGCUUUACAAUCCGCAAUGCCACCUUGCGCAAACUGAUCGACCCUACCACUGCCCAAAGACUGCUGGAGGCUCAAGCAGCAACAGGUGGCAUCACUGACAUCAGCAACAAAGAAAGAUGCAAAGUUCACAAGGCGGCACAAAGAGGCCUUAUCGAGGACAGCCAAGUCCAACGGCUGCUUAAUGCAGAGAAAGCUUUCACUGGAGUUGAAGACCCCAUGACCAAAGAGUGUUUGUCUGUGGGAGAAGCUGUUCAGAAAGGCUGGAUGCCAAAAGAGUCAGCAAUUCGAUACAUGGAGGCACAACACCUGACUGGUGGGCUGGUAGAUCCUGCCACUGGUCGUAGAGUUAGCUUAUUGGAUGCCAUUGAAUCUAAAAAGAUUGACAGUACAACAAAAAAGGAUCUACAAACCGGCGAACACUAUGUCAGAGAUAUCAUUGACCCUAUCACAAAGGAGAAGAUCAACUACAAGCAAGCUCUGGAUCGCUGUAGGAAAGACACAGCGUCUGGCUUACCAAUGCUACCCGCCUCCUCCAAAGAGCCAAGCUAUUCUCCAACAUACUGCUCUUCAAGAUAUUUUAAUCUCUAGAUUCACUUGCAGUUAACACCAUAACUAUCUGAUAUCACUAGGAGAAGAGAAGAGGGGGAAUAAAUUAAUCAGGAGGUCAGGCUUUAACUGGGAAGUCUCCUGAUGUUUGGCUUGUGAGGAGACUCAGUGGCUCUCCUGACUCAGUAGGUGAACGGCAUUGAAAAUUUAGGACCCUAAAAAUGUUUGGAAUUGAAUUUAGAGUUAAGAAAAAAUAAACUCAUCCAAGGCCACGAUGAUUGCUGCAACAGGUCAAGGAGUCUGUGCAUUUAUUGUGUGUGGACAUGCAGUUGCUUACAGUUUGAAAAAGAGCAUAUUGAAGGUGUACAACUUAAGGAUCCAUUCCUAACAAAGAAUGAAGAUGGAGUUACUACAUAAAAUACAUGACCAAAUGCAUUGUAAAGUUUAUGUUCCUGUCAGUUAGUAAGGUUUGCUGGGUGAGUCUAUGAAACAAGGCAAUGAAAAAUGACUAAGGCUUUUCAAAUUUAUUAAUUUGUCAAGGAACAGUGCACAUUAAUCAAUAUUAUGUUAUGUAAGUGUGCCAGAGUUGGCUAGAAUAAGAUAAUUUUCAUUGAUAACAAAAAGCUAGUGACACUCAUGUUUGUUGGAGAUUAUUGUAUUACAAUGCGUCUGCAAUGUAAUAGUUAUGCCCUGUGGCAUCUGGAUUAUUAACCAGUUGAGUUAUUAACCAGUUGAAUAUGAGCUUGCAUAUAAGCUUCAAAAUAUCUGGAAAUGGAGGUCCUGAAACUUUUGUUUGAGGAUUUAUUCUAGUGGUUGUGUUUGCGAGAUUGGGUUACUUAAAACAGGUGUAGCUGCCAUGAGCAUGUUGCAUGUUGAGAAGCACAAUCAAACCAGAAUCCAGACCAUCACUGAUUGUUUCCAUGCAUAGUAAAAAGCUUAGAUAAUUUGUGGGAGAUAAUAUACCAAAACAUUAAACAAUUGAAGGAUGCCAUAAAUGUAGUUUGCACCUGUGCUUGGCUUGGUGGGUUGGGGCAUGUGUAACUGCUGCUGCUGUUGUUUAGCACAAUUAUUUUAGGUUUUAUUUCUGCUUCUGCUGUUAAAACCUGGUAGAUUGGUUUUGACUGUGGCUUGUAUUGUUUGCUAGCUUAACUGAGCCUGUUGUUUUCUUUAUGAGGCCUGAAAAUUAAAUCGUGAAUGCCAACAACUGAGUGUGCCGACAUUCUGAGUUGGGCCACGGUCUGAGUAGGCUAUUGACUGUUAUUAAGCUAUUCUCUUUUCUUACACUACACACAACAAAUUUAUGUUUACUACUAGAGGUUGUUUUCUUAGCUUGGUAAUAAAAUAUAUUAUGUAUUCUGCUGCUUCUACUACAUAUAUAUAUUAACUCAGGAGAAGACAUAUAGUAUAAAACUGUUUGUCAAGUUGCCAGGAUGAUUGCUGUUGAGUUGCAUUUGUUUAGCCAAGAGUCAUACAUAGGAAUAUUUGUUGUUUGAUGCCUUUUGGAUCAAAAUAAAGUGACCAAUGCUGCAUCAAUAUUGUUUAUUGUGAAUAUUGCUGUAUUAUUGGGGAUAUCGGGACAUAAUAUUAUAGAUUGAUUUGAUUCUGUGUUAAUUCUUCACUUAAAACUUGAAAUUGUUAGAUAUUUUAUGAAGAAUCAGAUAUGAUUAAAAUUAACUUAUGAUGGUUAAAAAGCA
Xiphophorus hellerii (green swordtail) is the source of this 7652-nucleotide messenger RNA. RefSeq names its product envoplakin-like. The transcript has 22 exons. Gene Ontology annotation, cellular component: intermediate filament; cytoplasm; cytoskeleton. Gene Ontology annotation, biological process: intermediate filament cytoskeleton organization; wound healing. The record is from RefSeq and is a predicted model, not a curated record. Gene Ontology annotation, molecular function: structural molecule activity; cadherin binding. The coding region runs from base 16 to 6000 and encodes 1994 amino acids. Lineage: Eukaryota; Metazoa; Chordata; Actinopteri; Cyprinodontiformes; Poeciliidae.